CCCAACAACAAAAAACCGAAGUAAUUUUUACUCUCUCCCCUUCUCUAUUUCUCCCCUCAAAACCUCUCAAAACUAAGUGAAGAUUUCUUGCGAGCAAAGCUCUGAUGACAUCGCCAUUAGAGGAACACGACUACAUAGGCCUCUCCGAGGUCUCCUCCAACGGCUCCGCCAUCUCCUCCGCCUCCUCCUCCGCCGCCGCCGGCGACGACAAGCUCACCAACCUCAAGCAGACGGAGCUCCGCCUGGGGCUGCCUGGAUCCGAGUCCCCUGAGCGGGUUAGCGGGUCGGGUCUCACUCUCGGUAUCGGCAUCAAGGGGUUCGGGUCUGGGUCCAAGAGGGGAUUCUCUGAUGCGCUCGAUGGGCGAGCGAAAUGGGUUUUUAGUGGGAGCUCUGGAUCCGAACCCAACAAGGGAGAGAGCAGUGAGAGAGCUAAGGAUGUGGAGAAGAAGCCCAUGCCCAAUUCUGCUCCUGCUGCUAAGGCACAAGUAGUGGGUUGGCCACCAAUCCGAAAAUCCCGACAAAAUAUAAUGGCUACUAACAACAACCAAUCAAAGAAUAAGGAAGAUGCUGACGGGAAACAAGGUUCGGGGUGUCUCUAUGUGAAAGUUAGCAUGGACGGAGCGCCUUAUCUCAGGAAAGUUGAUCUCAAAACAUACUCCAACUAUAAGGAGCUUUCGUUAGCCCUGGAGAAGAUGUUCAGCUGCUUUACUAUUGGUCAGUGUGGUUCACAUGGAAUACCAGCAAAGGAUGGUCUAAGUGAGACCAGGAUGGCUGAUCUUAUUGAUGGAUCUGAAAAUGUCCUCACUUACGAGGACAAAGAUGGGGAUUGGAUGCUUGUUGGGGAUGUUCCAUGGGACAUGUUCACUGAAACCUGUAGGAGGUUGAGAAUCAUGAAGGGUUCAGAUGCAAUUGGACUUGCUCCAAGGGCCAUGGAGAAGAGCAAGAACCGGAACUGAUCUCUUCAAGCACAAAGAACACCAACUAUUUAAAAGGGCUCUUCCCAAAAUCAUAAUGUUUUUUAAAUAUGUCCUAUCGUCUCUCUUGCGGUUUGUUAUUAUCUACAUGGAUCAAAACCUAAAAUUAGCUCACUACGAUUUCUCAGGGACAAAUAGACCUUCCUAGAUUUGUGUUCAUUUUCUCUAUUCCUCAUCCUGUUAUUAUUAUGUGUAAGUUGCGCGUGCUUAUUGUUUGUGACUUGCUAUAUCCUACGGCAUUGCUUUCCUCCUACUUCCAUAAGUUUGCUAGGCUUUAUUCAAGGCAGCUCCGACGCACCAAAGCUUCGGAGUUGUAGUGAUGGUUGAAGACCAUAGUUCCAUAGUCUAGCGCGUCCCUGAGACCCGGAGUUAUGCAGUGUAUUUUUUCAUUUUAAAAAUAAAUCUGCUUCUUUGAAUAA
Messenger RNA from Asparagus officinalis (garden asparagus), 1393 nucleotides. Its product is annotated as auxin-responsive protein IAA17-like. Gene Ontology annotation, cellular component: nucleus. The transcript is spliced from 5 exons. The record is from RefSeq and is a predicted model, not a curated record. The coding region runs from base 105 to 956 and encodes 283 amino acids. NCBI's taxonomy places the organism in Eukaryota, Viridiplantae, Streptophyta, Magnoliopsida, Asparagales, Asparagaceae. Gene Ontology annotation, molecular function: protein binding. Gene Ontology annotation, biological process: regulation of DNA-templated transcription.